AAGAAAUGAGAAGAGUUAAAGAGAAGUAGGAAAAUAUUAGAUAACUAACCAUACUCCACUGGAAUGUUUUUAAGAGUAAUAAAGUGAGGUCAAAGUACUCUAAUAAGACAUAAGGAUUGAAGAGCAAAUUUAAAUUAACCCGAGGAAAGACAGUGAACAGUAAAAGAAAGCUAGUACUAGAAGGACUUUGCAAUCAUGGUUACAUUGGACAUUCGCACCGUCACCAUGCCGGUUGGCAUUGUACGGAUACUGGAAAUUGUGCUGUCAUGUGUCUGUUUUAGCCUGGUGGCCUCUGUGGGCCAUUCUAACUCCUCCUACUAGGCCUGGCGCAUGUUCACCUGGUGCUUCUGCUGCUUCAUGACCCUCUUCAUCCUCAUCCUGGAAUUCACCAACCUCAGUGCCAAGGUACCAAUCUCCUGGGAUGACUUCACUACAGCCUUUGCCAUGCUGGCCACACUUAUGGUACUGGCGGCCUCGGUCAUUUACCCCACCUUCUUUGUUUGCUCUUCUUCUUCUUGUCACAUUGCUGCCUCAGUUAUAUCCUGCAUUUGUUUCAUUAUGUAUGCUGUGGAAGUAGGACUAAACCGAGCGAAAUCUGGUGAGAUUAGUGGCUUCCUGUCCACAGUUCCAGGCCUGAUGAAAGUUCUGGAAGCAUUCAUCGCCUGCAUCAUCUUCAUCUGUCUUGACCCAGGCAGAUACAAGCUCUUUGCCGGGUUGCAGUGGUGUGUGGCAGUUUACUCAAUCUGCUUCAUCUUUGCUAUCCUCAUCAUCAUCCUCACCAUCUGUAGGCAGCUAGCUCUGUGCCCCUUCCCAUUUGACAAAGUGCUCACCGGUUACAAUGUACUGGCUGUUAUGAUGUACAUGACGGCAGUGGUUAUAUGGCCACUUUACAGCUUUCAGGGAUAUCCAAGGCCAGAAGUCUGCAAUCACUGUUCCUGGGACAGUCUAGUGGUAGUGUCCUUUAUGACCUGUGUUAACCUCAUUGUCUAUAUUGUGGAUACAUGCUAUUCAGUACGUCUAGUGUUCUUUAUUACACCUGCUUAAGAACAGACUGCAUUAAUUUGCAUGUGAACCAGACAGUGUACUGCUUAAGAAUUAAGAGAAAGUUUACAGAUACUUUUUGAAUGCUUUUAAAUACACUCUUUGAAAUAUAGUAGUUAGGUAUCAUAACUUUGCUUUUGUUUUCACUUAAAUUUGUAUAAAUGAAAUUGAUAAAAUUGUGUACAAAUUCCUGGACAGCUUGCUAAUGUAUGUACCAUACUCACAUCUGCUAAACAUAUAUCACAUUGGUUAAAUGUUACAUCUAUGUAGCAUGGUAUGCUCAUGUAAUAUUAAGUCUACCUAUAUUGUUGACUACAGUUGUGUAAAGUACAUUCACUCUGCAAUUUUUAAAUGGAUUAAUGUUUAUAAGAGCCUGCUUUGGAAAUAAUUUUUACCUACUGUAUGCAGUGAUUCUAGUGACAUAAGUGGAUUCUAUUGGA
Electrophorus electricus (electric eel) is the source of this 1481-nucleotide messenger RNA. Lineage: Eukaryota; Metazoa; Chordata; Actinopteri; Gymnotiformes; Gymnotidae. The record is from RefSeq and is a predicted model, not a curated record.